Messenger RNA from Triticum turgidum subsp. durum (durum wheat), 1461 nucleotides. NCBI's taxonomy places the organism in Eukaryota, Viridiplantae, Streptophyta, Magnoliopsida, Poales, Poaceae. The record is from the annotation of a GenBank genome assembly.
AUGUGGAAGCAAUUUAUCGGCAAGCUCUCGUGGAAAUCGCUGAAAUCUGGCCCUGGCGGCGGCGGAGGAGGGGGCUCGCCCACGGCGAAGUCCAAUCCCAUGUCUCCCAGGGAGAAUGGGGCAUUCGGGAAGCCCCCCGCCUCGCCCAGGUCCCCCUCGGGGGCCGCCGGAGCCGAGGGGAGGUCCAGGGAGGACGCCUUCAUCGAGAAGGUGACCAUUUGCUGCACGGUGUACGACUUCACCGACCGGGGCAAGGACUCGCCGGAGAAGGAGAGGAAGCGGCAGGUCCUCAUGUCCCUCGUGGACUCCAUUGGCGCCGCCGAGGAGCCCCUCACGGAGGCGAUGAUGUCGGCGUGCGUGCGCAUGUUCGCUGUGAACCUCUUCAGGGUCUUCCCGCCCAAGGUCCGAUCAGGCACCACCACGUCGGAGACAGAGGAGGACGAGCCCUUCUUUGACCCCUCUUGGUACCACCUGCAAGUUGUGUAUGAAUUGCUUCUGCGGUUUGUGACCUCGCCAUUUGUUGACCCCAAGGUAGCUAGGAAGUAUGUGGACAGUUCGUUCAUCUCCAAGCUGCUUGACCUGUUUGAUUCUGAUGAUCCCAGAGAGAGGGACUGUUUGAAGACAGUGUUGCACAGGAUAUAUGGAAAAUUCAUGGGAAACCGUCCGUUCAUCCGUAAGGCCGUGAGCAAUAUCUUCUAUAGGUUCGUCUCCGAGGCCGACCAUCACAAUGGGAUAUCGGAGCUGUUGGAGGUGUUUGGCAGCGUAAUAAGUGGGUUUGCAAAGCCAUUGAAGGAGGAGCAUAAGUUGUUCCUAUGGAAAGCGUUGAUCCCACUUCACAAGCCUAAGACAGUGGGUGUAUAUCUGCCGCAGCUGACCUACUGCAUAACACAAUUUAUAGAGAAGGAACCCAAGCUUGCAGGAACUGUGAUUAGGGGUCUGUUGAAGUACUGGCCAGUUACAAAUAGUCAGAAGGAGAUGAUGUUCUUGGGGGAGCUAGAAGAAGUGCUUGAGUUGAUUGACAUGGCUGAGUUUCAGAAGUGCAUGGUGCCAUUAUUCCGGAGGAUUGCGACUUGCCUCAAUAGCUCCCAUUUUCAGGUUGCUGAGAGAGCCUUAUUCUUGUGGAAUAACGAACAUUUGUUCGAUAUGAUCUCCCAAAACCGUCAAGUGAUUGUGCCAAUUGUAUACCCAGCUCUGGAGAGAAAUGCACGUUUGCACUGGAACCAAUCGGUUCUCAACGUUACUAUGAAUGUGAGAAAAAUGUUCUUCGACAUGGACGAGAGAUUGCUCCUGGCUUGCCAGAGCAACUUCCAAGCAGACGAAGAGAAGCGAGCCGCAGCGGAGGAGCGUCGAAGGCUCACAUGGGAGCAGCUGGAGCGGAAUGCCCGGAAUGCCGACCCUGCAUUCCGACCAGCCAACACGCCCCCUUCUUCGGCCCCUCCGAGAGUCCCCACCGUGACAUGA